UCUGCAGAUGACUUCGUCAACCAUUUUGAAAAGAAGGUCGAUGACAUCCGAUCCUCGUUUGCUAAGUCAAACGACACCGCUGGUUCUGCUCACACUGCCCUACCCUAUGCUCUGACCUCUUUCUCCCCUCUCUCUCCAGAUGAAAUCUCGCGUCUUGUGACGGCCGGCCGCCCAACAACCUGCCCGCUUGACCCUAUCCCCUCCUCUCUUCUCCAGACCAUUUCCGGAGACCUUCUCCCUUACCUCACCUCGCUCAUCAACUCAUCCCUGACCGCUGGCUACGUCCCUCCCGUCUUCAAGAGAGCGAGAGUUGCACCCCUUCUGAAAAAACCUACACUCGAUCCCUCCGAUGUCAACAACUACAGACCAGUAUCCCUUCUCUCUUUUCUCUCCAAAACUCUUGAGCGUGCCGUCCUUGGCCAGCUCUACCGCUAUCUCUCUCAGAAUGACCUUCUUGAUCCAAAUCAGUCAGGUUUCAAGACUAGUCAUUCAACUGAGACUGCUCUUCUCUGUAUCACGGAGGCGCUCCGCACUGCUAAAGCUAACUCUCUCUCCUCUGCUCUCAUCCUUCUAGACCUAUCGGCUGCCUUCGAUACUGUGAACCAUCAGAUCCUCCUCUCCACCCUCUCCGAGUUGGGCAUCUCCGGCGCGGCCCACGCUUGGAUUGCGUCCUACCUGACAGGUCGCUCCUACCAGGUGGCGUGGCGAGAAUCUGUCUCCUCACCACGCGCUCUCACCACUGGUGUUCCCCAGGGCUCUGUUCUAGGCCCUCUCCUAUUCUCGCUAUACACCAAGUCACUUGGCUCUGUCAUAACCUCACAUGGUCUCUCCUAUCAUUGCUAUGCAGACGACACACAAUUAAUCUUCUCCUUUCCCCCUUCUGAUGACCAGGUGGCGAAUCGCAUCUCUGCAUGUCUGGCAGACAUAUCAGUGUGGAUGACGGAUCACCACCUCAAGCUGAACCUCGGCAAGACGGAGCUGCUCUUCCUCCCGGGGAAGGACUGCCCGUUCCAUGAUCUCGCCAUCACGGUUGACAACUCCAUUGUGUCCUCCUCCCAGAGCGCUAAGAAACUUGGCGUGAUCCUGGACAACACCCUGUCGUUCUCAACUAACAUCAAGGCGGUGGCCCGUUCCUGUAGGUUCAUGCUCUACAACAUCCGCAGAGUACGACCCUGCCUCACACAGGAAGCGGCGCAGGUCCUAAUCCAGGCACUUGUCAUCUCCCGUCUGGAUUACUGCAACUCGCUGUUGGCUGGGCUCCCUGCCUGUGCCAUUAAACCCCUACAACUCAUCCAGAACGCCGCAGCCCGUCUGGUGUUCAACCUUCCCAAGUUCUCUCACGUCACCCCGCUCCUCCGCUCUCUCCACUGGCUUCCAGUUGAAGCUCGCAUCCGCUACAAGACCAUGGUGCUUGCCUACGGAGCUGUGAGGGGAACGGCACCUCAGUACCUCCAGGCUCUGAUCAGGUCCUACACCCAAACAAGGGCACUGCGUUCAUCCACCUCUGGCCUGCUCGCCUCCCUACCACUGAGGAAGUACAGUUCCCGCUCAGCCCAGUCAAAACUGUUCGCUGCUCUGGCCCCCCAAUGGUGGAACAAACUCCCUCACGACGCCAGGACAGCGGAGUCAAUCACCACCUUCCGGAGACACCUGAAACCCCACCUCUUUAAGGAAUACCUAGGAUAGGAUAAA
Messenger RNA from Oncorhynchus keta (chum salmon), 1692 nucleotides. RefSeq lists its product as uncharacterized. The transcript is spliced from 2 exons. The record is from RefSeq and is a predicted model, not a curated record. NCBI's taxonomy places the organism in Eukaryota, Metazoa, Chordata, Actinopteri, Salmoniformes, Salmonidae. Bases 937 to 1686 code for a protein of 249 amino acids.